AGCAGCAGCAGCAUCAGCGGCGGCAGCAGCAGCAGCAGCGCUUUCUCCAUGUAACCUAAACAAUGACUCCUACUACAGACCGGGGGAAAGCACACCAAUAGAAUGCGCUACACAGCACCGAAACCCUGCAUUUCGUUGCUAUUCCGACCACUCACUUAAAUGUGCCGACCCUAAACAUGUGGAUACCUACAGAACAUGAAAAAUACGGCGUCGUGCUGGUCAGUUUCCGAGGGACUGUCCAGCAUGGCCUCCCGCUGGAAAUCGGAGACACGGUGCAGAUCCUGGAGAAAUGUGAAGGCUGGUUCCGAGGAUUCAUCCUGAAGAAUCCAAAUAUCAAGGGGAUCUUCCCAUCCAGCUACAUCCACUUGAAGAAUGCCCACGUUAAGAAUAAAGGGCAAUUUGAGACAGUCAUCCCUGUUGAAGACUCCGUCAUCACAGAGAUGACAUCGACGUUGCGAGACUGGGGUGCCAUGUGGAAACAACUCUAUGUGAAGAAUGAAGGGGAUUUGUUCCACCGACUUUGGCACGUGAUGAAUGAAAUCCUGGACCUGAGGAGGCAGGUGCUGGUAGGCCAUCUCACCCAUGACCGCAUGAGGGAUGUCAAGCAGCACAUCACAGCCAGAUUGGACUGGGGCAACGAACAACUCUGCCUGGACCUGGUCCCGAGGCGAGAGUUCAGCAUGGUGGACCCUGAUGAAAUCAGCGUCACAGAGCUUUACAGACUGAUGGAACAUCGGCAUCGUAAGAAGGAGACCUCUGCACCCGCAAGCACCCAUCACUUGUUCGUCCACGUGAAGAGUCUAAUGAGCACCAAUCUGGGGGAGGAGCUAGAAGUCUUCUUCCACAUUUAUGAUGGACGGGAGAACCGGCCUCUCAGUGAAAGGUUUUUUGUCAAGCUGAAUAAAAGCGGGUUGCCCAAGUCGCCAGAGAAGACAGAAAGACAGUGCACACUAUUUGUGGAUUUGGGAAGCAGUGAUCUACGAAAAGAUGUUUAUAUCGUUGUGCACAUCAUAAGAAUAGGGAGAAUGGGAGCAGGGGAGAAGAAGAAUCUGUGUAGCGUACAGUACAGGAGGCCGUUUGGCUGUGCUGUCGUCAGCAUCGCUGAUCUUCUCACUGCUGACUCCAAGGAUGACCACCUGCUCAAGGUUUAUGCGUGUAACACAGAGAGUGAGUGGUACCAGAUCCAUGAAAACAUCAUCAAAAAGGCGAAUUCUAGGUACAACCUGUCGGGCUCCAACACCGGUCUGUCAGUAGCUCUCCAGCUCCUCCACGGAGACAUAGAGCAGCUAAGACGAGAGUACAUGGUCCUCUUCACUCGAGGUGUGUCCAUCACCAGGAAACUGGGCUUCUCUGAUGUCAUCAUGCCAGGAGAGAUGAGGAAUGACCUUUACAUCACACUGGAGAAAGGCGAGUUUGAGAAGGGUGGGAAAAGCGUUGCCAGGAACGUAGAAAUCACGGUCUAUGUGCUGGAUAUCGAUGGACAAAUCCUCAAGAGUCACGUGGCUGCCGGCUCUGGUGAACCAGGUGGGGAUGAGUACCACUCCUUGGUGCUGUACCACAACAACAGCCCCCGCUGGGCGGAGCAGAUCAAGCUGCCUAUCCCGGUCGACAUGUUUCGCGGGUCGCACGUCCGGUUUGAGUUCCGACACUGCUCCACUAAAGACAAGGGAGAGAAGAAACUGUUUGGCUACUCCUUUGUUCCUCUGAUGCAGGAGGAUGGCAGGACUCUGCCAGAUGGCACCCAUGAGCUCAUUAUCCAUAAGUGUGAGGAGAAUACCAGCUUGGCAGACUGUUCGCGCUACCUGAAGCAGCCAUUCUCCAAGACCAACCUCCCGUCCAACAACCAGACUCUGAAAGGCACCAAGGAGUCUUUCUGGAUCACCAGCUUUCUCUGCUCCACCAAGCUCACGCAAAAUGGAGAUAUGCUGGACCUGUUGAAGUGGCGAGCCCACCCCGAACGGAUCAACGACAGCCUUUCUAAGCUGAAGGAGAUCGAUGGCUCGGAGAUUGUCAAAUUUCUACAGGACACUCUGGACACUCUCUUUGGUAUUCUGGAUGAAAGCUCUCAGAGAUAUGGGCUCAAGGUGUUUGAUUCACUGGUCCAUAUCAUCAACCUCCUGCAGGACAGCAAAUUCCAGCACUUCAAACCAGUUAUGGACACCUACAUCGAGAGCCACUUUGCCGGAGCCUUGUCCUACAGGGACCUGAUCAAAGUGCUGAAGUGGUAUGUGGACCGCAUUGUUGACGCAGAACAUCAGGAUCACAUACAGCAGGUGCUCAAGGCCAGCGAGUACAUCUUCAAGUACAUUAUCCAGUCCCGCCGGCUCUUCUCAUUGGCCACAGGAGGCCAGAAUGAGGAGGAGUUCCGAGUCUGCAUCCACGAGCUCUUCAUGUCCAUCCGCUUCUUCCUCUCGCAGGAAAACAAAAGCACCAGUCCCGUCGCACAAACACAGGCGGUGUUCCUGCGGACGUUUCCAGCUGUUUAUGGCGAGCUUUUGAAGAUCUUCACCGUGCGUGAGGUGGCCGGCUUUGUCAGAGAGACGCUGGGCACCCUGCCCACCGCUGUCCACGCUGACUGCCUGGAGGCUGUCAAGCUGCAGUGCAUUGCCAAGACGGUGGAAAGCCAGCUUUACAUUAACCCAGAGUCACGGUGCAUCCUGUUGCCGGUGGUGCUCCGUAUCCUCCAGGCACACAUGCAGGAGCAGAGAGACCUGGUCAUGUGCGCCCGCAUCCUCACCAGCAUGCUCUCCCUCAUCAAGAAGGAAGAGAAUGGCACUGCGGAGCCCGUGGUCUCAGAAGAGGUGGAGCUAAUUGUAGAGAGCCUGCUGGGAGUUUUACUGAGAACCAUCCUGGAAAUUAGCAACCGGCCCCAGCCUGCAGGACCUGCCAUGAGACUACAGUUCCAGGAUGUCACUGGGGAGUUUGUGGCUUGUUUGUUGGCCCUUCUGCGACAAAUGAGUGACAGACACUACCAGCAGCUGCUGCAGGCAUUCAGCAGCAAAGACAACCUGAGGGACUUUCUUCUUCAGAUCUUCACGGUCUUCAGGAUCCUCAUUCGACCAGAAAUGUUUCCCAAAGACUGGACCGUCAUGCGGUUGGUCACCAACAAUGUCAUCAUCACAACUGUCCUCUACCUGUCUGACGCUCUGAGGAAAAACUUCCUCAAUGACAAGUUUGACUACAAGGUGUGGGACUCGUACUUCUAUCUGUCUGUAAUAUUUAUCAACCAGCCCUGUCUUCAGCUGGAGUCCUUCUCUCCCUCCAAGAGGAAGAAGAUACUAGAAAAAUAUGGUGACAUGAGGGUGAUGAUGGGCUGUGAGAUCUUCAGCAUGUGGCAGAAUUUAGGAGAACACAAGUUGAACUUCAUCCCAGCGAUGAUUGGUCCAUUCCUGGAAGUGACGCUGGUGCCUCAGCCUGAUCUGAGGAAUGUCAUGAUCCCCAUCUUCCAUGACAUGAUGGACUGGGAGCAGAGACGCAGUGGCAAUUUCAAACAAGUGGAGGCCAAGCUGAUCGACAAGUUGGACAGCCUGAUGUCUGAGGGCAAGGGAGAUGAGACGUACAGGGAGCUCUUCAACAGCAUCCUGCUGAAGAAGAUUGAGAGAGAGACCUGGAGGGAGAGUGGAAUCUCUCUGAUCGCUACCGUCACUCGCUUAAUGGAGAGAUUGCUGGACUAUAGGGACUGUAUGAAGCUAGGAGAAGUGGAUGGAAAAAAGAUUGGAUGUACUGUCAGCUUACUGAACUUCUACAAAACUGAGCUAAACAAAGAGGAGAUGUACAUCCGCUACAUUCACAAACUGUACGACCUGCACUUGAAAGCACAAAACUACACAGAGGCAUCAUACACUCUGCUUCUGUACGAUGAGUUACUGGAAUGGUCAGACAGGCCGCUCAGAGAGUUCCUCAACUACCCCAUGCAGAGCGAGUGGCAAAGAAAAGAGUAUCUGCAUCUCACAAUCGUCCAGAACUUUGACAGAGGGAAGUGUUGGGAAAACGGCAUCAUCCUGUGCAGAGAACUGGCAGACCAAUAUGAGUCUUACUACGACUACAGGAACUUAAGCAAGAUGAGGAUGAUGGAAGCCUCUCUUUAUGACAAGAUAAUGGACCAGCAAAGACUAGAACCUGAAUUCUUCAGAGUGGGUUUCUAUGGAAAGAAGUUUCCUUUCUUCUUAAGGAAUAAGGAGUUUGUGUGCCGCGGCCAUGACUACGAGAGGCUGGAGGCUUUCCAGCAGCGGAUGCUCAACGAGUUCCCCCACGCCAUCGCCAUGCAGCACGUCAACCAGCCAGACCAGACCAUAUACCAGGCAGACGCACAGUACCUGCAGAUCUAUGCUGUUACCCCCAUCCCAGAGAGUCAAGAUGUGCUGCAGAGAGACGGAGUGCCUGACAACAUCAAAAGCUUCUACAAGUUCAAUCACAUCUGGAGGUUCAGAUAUGACCGGCCCUUUCACAAGGGUACCAAAGACAAGGAGAAUGAGUUCAAGAGCCUGUGGGUGGAGAGGACAACGCUGACUCUAGUCCAGAGUCUCCCAGGCAUCUCCCGCUGGUUUGAAGUAGAGAAGAGAGAGCUGGUGGAGGUAAGCCCGCUGGAGAAUGCCAUCGAGGUGAUCGAGAACAAGAACUUACAACUGCGCACAUUGAUCACCCAAUGUCAGAGCCGGCAGAUGCAGAACAUCAACCCCCUCACCAUGUGCCUCAACGGGGUCAUCGACGCCGCUGUCAACGGGGGGCUGGCCCGCUACCAAGAGGCCUUCUUCGCGAAGGACUACAUUAUGAAUCACCCCGAGGAUGGCGAGAAGAUCGGCCGACUGAGAGAACUCAUGUUUGAACAGGCACACAUUCUGGAGUACGGCCUUGCUGUGCACGAGAAGUUUGUUCCCCAGGACAUGAGACCUCUCCAUAAGAAGUUAGUGGACCAGUUUCAUCUGAUGAAAUCCAGUCUUGGCAUACAGGAGUUUCCUGCUUAUGUGCGAGCAAGCCCAGUGCACUUCACCAACGGGAGCCCACGGACAUGCAGGAACUCUGUGCCCAACAUCAUCAGCCCAGACGGUGGCAGAGGGGUUGCCAGGCGGAGUCUCCCCAGCUACCCUGCGGUGAACCGCUACUCCUCGUCCUCUCUGUCGUCUCAGGCCUCCAAUGAAGUCAGCAACAUCACAGGGCAGUCGGAGAGUUCGGAUGAAGUCUUCAACAUGCAGCCCAGUCCGUCUACCUCAAGCCUCAGCUCCAACCAUUCUGCCUCGCCCAAUGUCACCAGCUCAGCCCCCUCCAGUGCCAGAGGUUCACCACAGAUGGCAGAGAAACACAAGCAUUCCAGAGAAAAUGCCUGCCUGUCUCCACGAGAGCGACCGGUCAGCGCCAUCUUCCCCAACCCUCUGGACCCUGCACAGAGAGCUCCUUGUCAUCAGAUAGGCGAUACCACUUUACCAAGGAGUGACCCCAACCUCUCAGCACCAGACAAAGUGAGACCCACACCCAGUAGCUGGAGCCUAGACAGUGUCAAAGAGGGCGCUCCAUCCUUCUCUGACUCUUUUGGCAAAUUGCAAUGCCCUCCUGUACCUCCUAGGCCACCAUACUCAGCAGGCUCCUCAGCUAAAAACAUGAGGUCGCAGUCUCCUGUCACGUCUAGAUCACCACAAAAGACUACAGUGCCACCUUUCACCCCUUCGCCCACCGAGUGCCAGUCCACCAGCCUGGUCUCCAACUCCCCCGUCCUCUCCGGCAGCUACAGCAGUGGCAUCUCCUCCCUCAGUCGCUGCAGCGUGUCGGAAGCUUCUGGCACCGAGCUGCCUGCGGGUGACCACCCGUCCCACCCACUGCCUCCUCCCACCACCUUGCCAAACUCUGUCUCUAGCAGCUCAGACGAGCCGAUCCGCAGAGAGAACAAGACACCUCCCCCCUACAGCGUGUACGAGAGGAACAACCCCCGCAGGCCUGUGCCGCUGCCCCACAGUCUCUCCAUCCCCCCACAGACGGACCCCCCAGCCCUGCCACCCAAGCCUCACCAGCUCCGCACAGGCAGCAUGAAGCUGGACGGAACCUCCGACCCUCGAGUCCCCAGACCAAGGCCACUGCCCAGGAAGGUGUCCCAGCUAUAGGUGCUAGUUCAGGUCCAGGUCUGGAGAAGAAACACACUGGCGUAUUUUGCACUUUUCUACUGGGCACUCAAUUGUUUUUUUGUGAUCGUCAGUUUUAGCAUUCCUGACCUACACUCCAUCAAAAGACACAGGCCUAUAGAUUAACAGGCAGUCAAAAAAAAAAAAAA
Molecule: messenger RNA, 6259 nt
Organism: Perca flavescens (yellow perch)
Lineage: Eukaryota; Metazoa; Chordata; Actinopteri; Perciformes; Percidae
Gene: dock4b
Product: dedicator of cytokinesis 4b
Exons: 52
Coding region: 177-6092 (1971 amino acids)
Biological process (GO): small GTPase-mediated signal transduction; cell chemotaxis
Cellular component (GO): cytoplasm; plasma membrane
Molecular function (GO): GTPase activator activity; small GTPase binding; guanyl-nucleotide exchange factor activity
Source: RefSeq, a predicted model, not a curated record